AUGAGCGCGAGCGGCCCGGCGGCUCCCGGGGACGGCCCGGCGCUGCCGCCGCCGCCGCCUGGGCCCGGCCCGGGGCCCGCACCGCCCACGCCCGCCGCUGCCACCGCCCGGGACGCCAUGGACGGCUUCCCCCGGGCCGGACCCCCGCCGCUCGCCGCCAGCGACACGGUGCCCGCGGCGCCCGAAGGGGCCGGGGCGGUUCGCCCUGGCCCGCCGCCGCGCCCCACCUCCUUCUCGGUGCUGGACAUUCUGGACCCCCACAAGUUCAAUAGCAGAAGACGCCGCUGUGUGCUUCUGGGCCCCGUGGCGCCCUCCGCAUGCGCCCCAUGCGCCUCGGCCCCGUGCGCUCCGGCCCCCUGCGCCCCGGCCCCCGCCGCCCCGGGACGCCCGCCGCGCGCGGAGGAGCUGGAGCGCCGCGCCCUCGCCGCCGCCGGAGGAGCUGGAGCCGCGACCGGAGCUGAGCCGCCGCACGCCGGCGACCCCUGCAAGGCGGACGAGGCCGAAGCCAGCGGCUACAGCAGCGGCGGUGGCGGCCGCAGCCCGAGCGCGGACAGCGGGGACGAGGCGCCCGACGACGACGACGACGAGGCGCCCGACGCGGGGACUGCGCGCGGCGCGGAGGAGGCUCGGGGAGGCGGCGGCGGCCUCGCGGCCCGCGGGUCGGGCUGCCCCGGUGCGGCCGAACCCGAGGCGCCCCCCGGCGCAGUGGACGAGGCUGCAGCGCCCGGCCCCCGCGGGAACUCGCCCGGAGCCCCCGUCCCGCCUGGGGCCUCGGCGGCGGCGCCGGGGGGCACGGGCACGACCCCGCAGGGCGCGGCCGCGGCGACGAAGCCAAAGCGGAAGCGCACGGGCUCGGACUCCAAGUCCGGAAAGCCGCGGCGCGCGCGCACCGCCUUCACCUACGAGCAGCUUGUGGCGCUGGAGAACAAGUUCAAGGCGACGCGCUACCUGUCGGUGUGCGAGCGCCUCAACCUGGCGCUGUCGCUGAGCCUCACCGAGACGCAGGUGAAGAUCUGGUUCCAGAACCGCCGCACCAAGUGGAAGAAGCAGAACCCUGGCGCCGACACGAGCGCGCCGACCGGCGGCGGCGGGGCCGCGGGGCCGGGUGCGGGGCCGGGCGCGGGGCUUCCCGGCGGCCUCAGCCCGCUCAGCCCGUCGCCGCCCAUGGGCGCGCCGCUCGCCAUGCAUGGCCCCGCCGGGUACCCGGCGCACGGCCCCGGCGGCCUGGUGUGCGCCGCGCAGCUGCCCUUCCUGUCGAGCCCGGCGGUGCUGUCGCCCUUCGUGCUGGGCUCACAGACCUACGGCGCGCCCGCCUUCUACGCGCCGCACCUCUGA
Molecule: messenger RNA, 1335 nt
Organism: Lontra canadensis (Northern American river otter)
Lineage: Eukaryota; Metazoa; Chordata; Mammalia; Carnivora; Mustelidae
Gene: NKX1-1
Product: NK1 homeobox 1
Biological process (GO): regulation of transcription by RNA polymerase II; cell differentiation
Cellular component (GO): nucleus
Molecular function (GO): RNA polymerase II cis-regulatory region sequence-specific DNA binding; DNA-binding transcription factor activity, RNA polymerase II-specific
Source: RefSeq, a predicted model, not a curated record